This is a messenger RNA of Myotis myotis, 1785 nucleotides long. It is a transcript of the gene PEX11A, whose product is annotated as peroxisomal biogenesis factor 11 alpha. NCBI's taxonomy places the organism in Eukaryota, Metazoa, Chordata, Mammalia, Chiroptera, Vespertilionidae. The transcript has 3 exons. The coding region runs from base 126 to 890 and encodes 254 amino acids. Gene Ontology annotation, cellular component: peroxisomal membrane. Gene Ontology annotation, biological process: peroxisome fission; regulation of peroxisome size. The record is from RefSeq and is a predicted model, not a curated record.
CUUCGCCGGUCCCGCCGGCGGAGAGACUCUGCCCCUCCGGCGUCCGAGGCCGACCUCCCGCGGGCCCCGCGGCGCCCCGAGGACUCGCGGCCGGGCCGGGCUCCGUGUGGCCGCGGGCCGGCGCCAUGGAGGCCUUCACCCGCUUCACCAACCAGACCCAGGGCCGCGACCGGCUCUUCAGAGCCACUCAGUACACAUGCAUGUUGCUUAGGUAUUUGUUAGAGCCUAAACCUGACACAGAGAAGGUGGUAAUGAAGCUCAAGAAACUGGAGUCUAGUGUGAGCACUGGCCGCAAAUGGUUCCGGCUGGGCAACGUGGUCCACGCUGUACAGGCCACUCAGCAGAGCAUCCACGCCACGGACCUGGUGCCCCGCUUCUGCCUGACACUCGCCAACCUGAACCGUGUGGUUUACUUCAUCUGUGACACCGUCCUCUGGGUGAGGAGCGUAGGGCUCGCCUCCGGCAUUAACAAAGAGAAAUGGCGACUGUGGGCCGCACGCCACUACUACUACUCCCUCCUGCUGAGCCUGGCCAGGGACCUGUACGAAAUCUCCCUGCAGAUGGAACAGGCCGCGCAGGACAAGGCAAAGAGGGACAGGUCGCUCUCCCAGGAUCCUCUGGGGCACAGCGUGGCCGAUGAGGAGACAGAAUGGCUCCAGUCCUUUCUCCUGCUCUUGUUCCGGUCGCUGCGCAAGCACCCUCCCCUGCUCCUGGACACGGUGAAGAACCUCUGCGACCUCCUGAACCCUCUGGACCAGUUGGGGAUCUACAGGUCCAACCCUGGCAUCAUUGGGCUCGGGGGGCUCGUGUCCUCGGUCGCCGGCAUCAUCACUGUGGCCUGGCCUCACCUGAAGCUGAAGACUCGCACCUCUUGGGGGGACGGACAUUAGCGUUGGGCAUGGACCAUGCUUGGGUCAGUCUGUGCUGAACGACUCGUUCGCAUGAGCAUUCUGACCUGGUGCGUGAGCGGAGGUCGGGCCAAGGAUGGAGGAGGGAGAGCAUGAAGAUUGACAUGUUUUGUGGAGUGCUGCGAUCACUUCUGAAUUUCUGAGUACUUUCCCUUCGUCUAACAUUCAUUGCGCCUCUCUUCUGCACAUAGUAGGAGCUUCGUGUUUGCUGAAUGACUAAACAUUGAAAGAAAACAAGUUUUUAAAGGUCCAAACCAAUAAGUGAACGCUGAUACACAGUCAUUGGGGGCUGUGCCGCCUCACUGCUUCUGCGCACCGACAGCAGCUCUGAGUCACAGCCCUCAGAGCCAGCAGAGGCCCCUUUCUCCCCGGAGCCCAUGCGGGACGGUGGCAGCUGGGCUUCCGGCCUCGGGGAUCGCUCGCCCUGACAUCACUGCCCGCCUGGCCCCCGCCCGGAAGUGGAACAGAAAUGCAUCAGGCACCUCCAAGGUCUCGGUUGUGUCUGAGGUAGUGCAGUGACCAAGCAAAAAGGCAGAAGCACUUAGAAAGAACCUGAGGCAAAAAGAACAUGGAAGGUCACCACGGGGUGGCCUGUGACAGAUGGGGAAACGGGGUUGAAAGAAAGCCGAGGCCAGCACCUCAUUCCCCUGACGGCCAGUCCAAGGCCCCUCAGUCGUGAGUGCAGGAGCCAGACUGGGACCCAGGAUCAGUCGUGGCAUCACCUCCGUGAUAGCUCACUGCCGUCGGGUGGAGGGGAGUGGGAGACUCCGGAUCCGGUGCAAGCAGCCUUUCUGAGACUCUGUGUUGGUCAGUGGUUUCUAUUUUCUACAAAAAUUAAAACUAUAGGGUGUCCCCCCCCCCAAAAAAAAUAAAUGUA